This is a messenger RNA of Musa acuminata subsp. malaccensis (wild Malaysian banana), 1386 nucleotides long. RefSeq names its product WUSCHEL-related homeobox 11-like. NCBI's taxonomy places the organism in Eukaryota, Viridiplantae, Streptophyta, Magnoliopsida, Zingiberales, Musaceae. Gene Ontology annotation, molecular function: DNA binding; DNA-binding transcription factor activity. The record is from RefSeq and is a predicted model, not a curated record. Gene Ontology annotation, biological process: adventitious root development.
UGGAACCAUGAAGUAUGAUGUACAUAGGUGCCCUCCCUGAUGAGGGUUAAUCUGUUCGAUGCAUGAAUUGUUAGGAAGAGCAUGCAAUUACAGCAGAUUAAUCGCAUGAAGACAUCUAUGAUGUCUCUAUAGCCAUCUUAGUCUGUUCUAAUUAGAUCAAGAGAAUUCUCCAUCUAUAAAUAACUCAGCACACGCUUGUUGUGUUGUGGAAGCAUUGUGUGGUUGGCGAUCUGUGCACAUAGCACUGUUGAUCUCUCUCUCUCUCUCUCUCUCUCCUCCUCCGCCUCCUCCUCUUGCACUCCGAUUGACUUCGGUCUCCCACCAUCACCUACCUCACCAUCGCCAUGGAUGAGCAGAGGAACAGCCCAAACCGCAGCUCCACCGCCGCGGAGGCCGUCCGGUCCCGUUGGACCCCGAAACCGGAGCAGAUCCUGAUACUGGAGUCCAUCUUCAACAGCGGCAUGGUUAACCCUCCCAAGGAGGAGACGGUGAGGAUCCGCAAGCUGCUCGAGAGGUUCGGCUCCGUCGGCGAUGCCAACGUCUUCUACUGGUUCCAGAACCGAAGAUCGAGGUCCCGCCGCCGCCAGCGGCAGCUGCAAGCUUCGGGUGGUGCAGUUCUGUACGAACCAGCCUCCUCCAGCUCGUCGAGCACAUCGUCCAAUAACUCUUCCGGAGGAGGCAGCUUCUUUCCCUGCUCUUCUUCUGCCUCUUCUUCCUUCUCUAGCUUGGUGGUGCAUGACGGAGGUGGUGAUGAUCUCUUCUCGAUCUCACGCCAGAUGGGCUUCAUGGGCAGUGGCCAGAAUCCUUAUGUGUGCCCUUCCCUUGACCAUCAACCUGGGACUAUUACUGUUUUCAUCAAUGGCAUCCCUUCGGAGGUUCCAAGGGGUCCUAUAGAUCUGAAGGCUACAUUUGGCCAAAAUGUGACGCUCGUCCAUUCCUCUGGGGAGCUUCUUCCGAUCAAUGAAUAUGGAAUUCUACUGCAGAGCUUGCAGAUGGGUGAAAGUUAUUUCUUGGUAUCUCAAUCUACUUAGUGUAAGACAGAUGGCAUCAGCAGAAUGAAAUGACUUCAAUGAUUUCAUUGACCAGAACUUAGGAUGGUUCAUUGAUUUGGGUCUCAGAAGAAGAGAGCUCACCUCUUCUUGACACUUCAAUGAGCUGCAACAACAUCAUGUGUCUUAUUCCACUGUGGCUAAAGCUGCUGUUGCUUUUCUACUGUUAUGGUGUUGAAGAGUCUUUUCUUCAAAUAGAUUGAAGAAAGAGGGUGUUGAAGAGUCUCAACUUGUGUGCACUUGCUGGUGUUUGUAUUUGGGAGAACAGGAAACAAACAUAUUGUAUUUGUAUGUUUGUUUAUCCAAUUGCAUUUGUGGAGUACAGCAGAAACAGUAC